GGGGAUGGCGUCUAUCAGAAGGGGAUGGAUUUCAUCCUGGAGAAGCUCAACCGCGGGGACUGGGUGCACAUCUUCCCUGAGGGCAAGGUGAACAUGAGCCAGGAAUUCAUGCGCUUCAAGUGGGGGAUCGGGCGACUCCUGGCCGAGUGCCGGCAGCACCCCGUCAUCCUGCCCCUCUGGCACGUCGGUCUGAACGAUGUGCUGCCCAACACCCCCCCGUAUGUGCCCCGUGUCGGCCAGCGGAUCACUGUUCUCAUCGGGAAACCAUUCAGCGUCCGGCCCGUGCUGGAGCGUCUCCAGGCUGAGAACAAGUCAGCGGUGGAGAUGCGCAAGGCGCUGACGGAUUUCAUCCAGGGCGAGAUCCAGGCGCUGAAGGGCCAGGCCGAGCGGCUGCAUCAGACGUUCCAGUGGCAGAGAUAGCCCGGGGGGUGGGGGUGUGUGGCUGGCCUCCCUGCCCCACAACUCCACCCCACACACCGGCCUCCCUGCCCCACAGCUGUGCUCCACAUGCAUGCUGGCCCCUCCCCUCUUCCCCACAUGGUGGCGGGCCGGCCCCUCCCGCCUGAUACUUCUGCCCCACAUGCCGGCGGGCCGCUCCCCUCUGCCCCACACGUCAGCAGGCCGGCCCAUCUUCCCCGCCCCACUCACUAGCAGGCUGGCACCUCCCUGCUCGACACCUCUGCCCCACAUGCCAGCCGUCUGGCCCAUUCCCCCCUCCCCCCCACCCUACUCACCGGCAGGCUGGCCCCUCCCAAUCUGACACCUCUGCUCCACAUGCUGGCUCCUCUCCUCUGCCUCACAUGCCAGCCAGCUGGCCCAUUCCCUGCCCCACUCGCUGGCUGACCGGCCCAUCCCCGCCCCCCGUGAUAGGAGAUUGCCCCAUUGCUGGGGCUGCCCCUCACCCGCCAUGGGGCAGGGUCUGGCUGAGCAGCCCACAUCUGGGAACCGCCUGGAAGCCAUUGGAGCCUCCUGUCCCCCUGGACUCUUCCUGUGGCCCCCCCGGACCCUACCAGUGAAGGCCUUACAAAGGGAGGGCAGCCCCUGAGGGGCUGCUGGCCACACCCCAUCCAAGCUGUGGGGGCCCUGCUGGGUCAGGCUGGAUUGGAAGGGGUGUUUCCUCCUGGGGGGGGAAAUACCCCCACCCCCCGACAUGCAUGGGGGUCAAAGUGGGCUGCUGGCUCAACUCCCCUAAAUCAUGCAGAAAGACAAUGACUUGCAUGAGUCAGGAUAGGGGGGCCCCCAGCACCCCCCUUCUCCUGCUCCCUGCAGUCCCUGGCACCCAGCCCUCCCCCCCAUUUUUUUUACUCUGGACUUUUCCAAUAAAGGAUUUUA
Molecule: messenger RNA, 1332 nt
Organism: Terrapene triunguis (Three-toed box turtle)
Lineage: Eukaryota; Metazoa; Chordata; Testudines; Emydidae
Gene: TAFAZZIN
Product: tafazzin
Exons: 6
Biological process (GO): cardiolipin acyl-chain remodeling; inner mitochondrial membrane organization
Cellular component (GO): mitochondrial membrane
Molecular function (GO): 1-acylglycerophosphocholine O-acyltransferase activity
Source: RefSeq, a predicted model, not a curated record